AUUUUGGCCCUUUUUCGUCAUUCGUCAUACAGCUCAGGCGCUCUUCAUGUGAGGGUAGAGACAAGAAUGAGGCCACUGCUUCAGCAUGCUUCACGUUCGGUUGUCGCCAAUACGGUAGCGCCUUCGUCACCAUCUCUGAGCAAUGUUGCUCGCAGCGCAUCGUCCGUCUUGUCGAGGUGUCGCCAUCGCACAGCUCCUGGUGCGUUGAGGUGGCAUGCAAAGACGCCGUUGAGCGCCAACCCAUCUGCACAAUGGUCGCAACGUACUUUCACAAGCUCAACAAGAUGGAGGGAACAAGGAAGACCACCAAAGCCAUCGGAUCCCAUCGCAAUGCCGCCGCCCGCAAACGACUCCAAUCCUAUACAGCAACCUCCGACCAAGCUAUCAGGAGCCCCGCCAUCACCAGAGGAUCAGGAGCGGUUAGAGAGGAGACUCAAUGCUAUACUCGAGGAUCAAAUGGCUAUCAAACGAGCCGCAGAAACUUCGGUGGCCGCAUUGCAAGAACCGCCCGCUCCCAAGAUUGAACAGCCUCCUCCAAAAGAAUCGGAACCACCCACAAAGGAUGAGCCCUUGGAUAAUAUUGCUCGCGUACCGGACGAACACCUGCCUUCGCAUCAAGAGAAGCAGCGAUGGAGCCUCUCAAAACGCUUCUCCAAUGCCAUGGAUGAGCUGCUACCGAAGCUUGCCGUCGUCACACAAAAGGUCAAUACAUACACUGGAACCGACUACUCUGGCGUCGAGGCACUCAGGAGGGAGAUCAAAGAGCAGGAGAAACUUGUCAAGGCCCGCCGUCUAGCCAUCGACUCCGCUAAACAAGCCCUCGACACCGCCCUCGCCCACCAAGCUACCUCGCAAAAAGAAGUCGUCGCUCUCCUGGAGCGUAAACAUUCAUGGUCAAAUGGCGACCUUGAACGUUACAUGGCCCUCAUUCGCUCCGAACACAUCAAUGAUCAAGCCGUUCGGGAAGCCAAGGACGCCGUCGCAAACGCCGAAAAUGCUUUGGAAGACGCGCGAGCACAACUGGAAAAGAGGGAACGUGCGCAAUACCACGAAGAGCAGAUCUGGAGCGACACCAUCCGAAGGAACAGUACUUGGGUCACGUUUGGCCUCAUGGGUGUCAAUAUCUUCCUGUUGCUAUUGAGUUUGGCAAUCUUGGAGCCGUGGCGAAGGAGGAGGAUGGUCAGGGAAAUCAAGAAGGCUUUGGAGGCGCAGCAUCAGAUUGCUAUGGAUGCUGCAGCGUCAUCGGCUGCUGCUACUGCACUUGUGCCCGUGUCAGCCACGCAAGGUCUAACAGCAAUUGAGGAAGACAUCGACAGGGUUGUUGAUCGUACAGACGCACCUGCCAAGGCACCGCUCGUGGUUGCCGACGAGGUCGUUGAGGAGUCCCCAACAGCGGGAACAAACAUCGUAUCGUCGGUCGAACCUGAACUCGUUCCCGAAGUCGUCCAGGAAUCCGCUGUAACUGUUGAAGCUGAGGCUCUUACUCCUGAAGAAGAGACCCUGACACCAGAGGAACGCGUUACCAUUGCUGAAGAAAUCUCGUCAUCUCACACCACUCCCCCCUCCAAACUAGAAAGCUGGCAGCAAAAGGCUAGCUUCAUAGCACAUGACAUUGUUAGCGAUCGCGUCAUUUCAAUGCGGCGGAUCGACUAUACCAGCGCCAUCCUCCAAGGCGCUGCGGCUGGGGCUGUCAUCACAGCGAGCAUCAUUGCUAUGCUGAGGCCGAAUUGAAGUAUCUAGCUUUUGUACGAAUAGUAUUUAUAUCUGAAGAAUGUAUAUAAUCCAUCAAUUGAGGCGUUGCCAUUCGCCUCAAUUGCUUGUACAAUGUCGUGUAGUGCAUUAUUCUCCUCACUAAUUAUACCAACCAGGGAGUCGAGCUUCUCCAUGCGUGGCACAACCACCGCUUUGAUCGCAUUUACGACCCAAUAUGUGCAACGUUGUCGCGAAAACGACUAUGGGUUUCCACAUAUCCCCCCUUGCCCGACAUUUCAUGGCAGACCGAAGACCUUGAUAUGGAUCAACAUCAGCUGCGCAAGCAGCAAUUUGUUAGAUCUUCUUCAGCUCGUGUAGUGCGUUGUCACGAGCAUGGGCCAGAG
Messenger RNA from Alternaria alternata, 2096 nucleotides. RefSeq names its product mitochondrion biogenesis protein. Lineage: Eukaryota; Fungi; Ascomycota; Dothideomycetes; Pleosporales; Pleosporaceae. The record is from RefSeq and is a predicted model, not a curated record. The transcript has 2 exons. Bases 331 to 1731 code for a protein of 466 amino acids. Gene Ontology annotation, cellular component: mitochondrial inner membrane. Gene Ontology annotation, biological process: inner mitochondrial membrane organization.